Molecule: messenger RNA, 1497 nt
Organism: Exophiala spinifera
Lineage: Eukaryota; Fungi; Ascomycota; Eurotiomycetes; Chaetothyriales; Herpotrichiellaceae
Exons: 3
Coding region: 1-1497 (498 amino acids)
Cellular component (GO): cytoplasm
Molecular function (GO): zinc ion binding; ubiquitin protein ligase activity
Source: RefSeq, a predicted model, not a curated record
AUGGACUCCAAUUCCGACAUUGAACGAGCGAAUCAAGUCCAGAACCAUGGUCAGGCAACACAGGACUCUCAGACUGCAUCCGAUUUCAUUGAUCAACAACUAGCCUUGGAAGCGGACGCGCGAGAAGUUCUUCCCUAUAAAUUCGAUAAGUGCACGCACGUUUUAGGACCCCUCCGCCAGACCAUCUUCGCUUGCCUCACAUGCAGCCCUCCACCUGCCUCUGCGGCACAAGUAUACACCCCUGCAGGCGUGUGCUAUUCAUGCUCCAUCUCCUGCCAUGGUGAGCACAACCUGGUCGAGCUAUUCAGCCGACGCAAUUUCGUCUGUGAUUGCGGCACGAAACGACUUCCUUCCACAUCCUCCUGUAUGUUGCGGUCUGACCCUACGACCGGCGCACGUGGGGUUCAUUCACAGGAGCCUGCGCCCAAUAACCAAUACAACCACAACUUUCAGAAUCACUUCUGUGCCUGCGGAGAAGAGUACGACCCAGAAACAGAGAAAGGCACCAUGUUUCAGUGUCUUGGGCUCGGGACUGUAGAGAGUGGCGGCUGUGGUGAGGAUUGGUAUCACCCAGAAUGCCUGAUGGGACUUCCAAGAGACUGGUACAAAGAAGACAAAGCGCCACAAGGACGGGAAAAAGAAGAAGGCGAGCCCUCUCAUCCCACCCCCCCAGGUUUCCCUAGCGAGGACGACUUCGAACAUCUUCUCUGCUACAAGUGCGUCGAGUCCAAUCCCUGGAUAAAGCAAUACGCUGGCACUCCAGGAUUCCUUGAGCCUGUGUUUCACAGAUCGCCGGAGCCCAAAGUCGAUAACCAAGCACCUGACAAUUCGGCGCCACCAACGAACGGCACUUCUCUUAAGCGGAAAGCCUCAGACACCGACCUCGACAAACCUCCAUCGAGCCCCUCAAAACGCAUCAAGGAUGACCUGAACACUCUAUCUCUCCCAACAUCUGCGGAACCUUCCUCACAACCCUCAAACGACACAAACUCGGCACACAAACAUGAGUUACUCCCUCCGGCCCCCGAAGGCACAUUCAGCCUGUUCCUCACCUCCUCAUUCCGCGACCACAUCUGCCACUGUCCACAGUGCUACCCGAAACUGAUUCCGCAUCCUCAACUAGUUGAAGAAGAAGACACAUACGAGCCAUCCCUUUCCGACGCGUCUUCCCAAGCCAACAGCGCGGGGGUGCCGGGUUCAGGCACGCGGUCACACGGCACAGCAAGCCUUCUCGACCGUGGCGAAGCAGCCCUCUCCACCAUGGACCGCGUCAAAGCAAUCCAGGGCGUCAUGGUCUACAACCAUCUCAGAGACAAAGUAAAGGAGUUUCUGAAGCCGUAUGCCGAAAGUGGGCAGGUCGUAUCUGCAGAGGACAUCAAAUCAUAUUUCGAGAAGCUCCGUGGCGAUGAGAAUGCCAUCAAGGAAGCCAGGGACAAGCCUGUGGAUGGCAACGAAGACGGCGAUGCCGAUAAUAGGAGGGAACAAUCGGGCUACUGA